Piliocolobus tephrosceles (Ugandan red Colobus) is the source of this 2012-nucleotide messenger RNA. RefSeq lists its product as uncharacterized. The record is from RefSeq and is a predicted model, not a curated record. The transcript has 2 exons. Lineage: Eukaryota; Metazoa; Chordata; Mammalia; Primates; Cercopithecidae. Gene Ontology annotation, molecular function: nucleic acid binding; zinc ion binding. Bases 911 to 1558 code for a protein of 215 amino acids.
UUAAAACUCCACUCCCUUCUCUUUCCCACCUUACACUCCCUUGCCUUGUGCAUAUUUAUCUAACUGAAUGCUUGUUAAACUCACACCAUGCACACUUAUCUAUGUUUGUUAAGAAGUACCAGAGGCUAAUUUAAAAAGAAACAAGCACAAACACCCAGAUGUUGAAUUCUCUCCUUCUUACAGACUCUCUCAAGAUGAAUAAACUACUGCCCAGUCACUGUCAAGAUGGCAUCAGCCUGAAGCUCCAGGUAGACCAUAACUCAAGACAGGCACUGGGGCGAGACACACAUCCACUGAAUCCUGCACAACUCCUGCAUGCCUCCCAUAUCAAGGUUCCCUUUUUAAAACCGCUUCCCUCAGCCCAGACUUUUGAAGUGGUUUCUAGAGGCAUACACCAGUUGCUUCCCCACUGCUAGCUUUGGAAAAUAAAGUCACUUUCCUUUGACUGCACUUGGUCCUUGUCGUUGGCUCUGCAAGCAGUGAGCAGCCGAGCCUGCAGUACAGGAGGAAGAGAAUCAGUGAACCCAGAGAAUGAAGUUUCCCAUUCCGGAUGUCAGAAGCAUUCGAACCAGAGUGACUCUAUCAUGAGUGAGGGCGAGGAAAAAUGAGGCUUGGACUAGCUGGGCUGCAUUUCCAGGAGGUUAGGCAUUCCUAGCCUCUAGAUGUUUACGGUUAAGGGAACAGAUUCAUAAUGUUUACUAAACAGACCCAGACUCAGGAAUGUCCCAAUAUCCCAAUAUCUUGAGAACAAAGACGUUCCUAAAUUUGCUUUAAAGAUAAUAGUAUUGAUUCUUGCAAAAUAUAGUAAUUAAAAAAUCAAUCCUUUAUCACAAACCCUUGUAUUAAUAGUAGAGCACAUCCCCGCGUUUUGUUAUCCUAUAUGUAAACAAAUAUUGUACCUAGGGUGGGCAUGUGCCUCCUCUUACUUUCAGGAAUGCCCUACUCUUUCUAUACAGCAGCUUUUCUUUCACCACUCCACUUUCUUAAUAAAUUUGCUUUCGUUUUGCACUGUGAACUCUCACUGAAUUCUUUCUUGUGCGAGAUUCAAGAAUCCUCUCUUGGAGUCUGGAUUGGGAACCCUUUCCUGGCAAACCCCAUGGGGAUUCUACUGAAGAGACCCUCCACCCAAAGGAAAGUCAUCUGCUUGCAACACCAACUGGCCAACUUUGGUAACAGGGACAGAACAGGGGAAGCAGAAAGAGCAAAAAGAACCUCCCACAAGGUGCAGCUCUUGGCUGAACUAGUGAAGCAAAAAGGUGGAAAGCCCAGAACUGGGCAUCUGAGUUACCAUGUCUUGGAUAUUCAUCAGUGUGUACACUGUAAGAAAACUGGCCAUUGGAAAAGGGAAUGCCCACCAUUCCGAAGGGAGCCAUUGGCACCCAAACCAGUGAUGGCCAAAAUAGCCAAGCAAGCCCAAGAGUGCUGGGGCCCAAGAUGUUCUUACACACCUCCUGUUGGACAACUAGCCACAUCUUCAGAGGAGCCUCAGGUAACCCUUGAAGUGAAGGUAAGAAUAUUAACUUCCUUCUGGAUAUGGGAGCUGCUUACUCUGUUUUGACCCAUUAUAAUGAGUUUCUGUCACCCCAAAAGUGUAUGGUCAUGGGGUUACAUGGACAAGCUCACCGAUGCCACUUUACCUAUCCUGUAAGCUGCCCAUCAGGGACUUUGGUUUUCUCAGUUGCCUUUCUUAAAAUGCCUGACUGUUCCACCCCUUUAUUGGGAAGGGAUUUGUUGAUCAGCAGCAAACAGUGGUACCUUUUGGAAACAACAAGGCAGAUGAAAGAUUGCUCCUUCUCCUUUUCUGUGAUAAGGGAGGAAAGUUAAUAGGUGACUUAUCUAGCUUACCUAUUGAAGUAAUCCCCCAAGUAAAUCCUAUAGUAUGGGACACGGAGGUUCCAGGCAAAGCAUUAAACAGUCCCCUGGUUUGCAUCCAACUUAAGCCUGGUGUCCUGUACCCCUGGAAGAGACAAUGGCCUUUAAAGCUCGAGGCACAAAGAGGGAUUGGACCAUUA